This is a messenger RNA of Girardinichthys multiradiatus, 5268 nucleotides long. RefSeq names its product T-cell surface antigen CD2-like. The transcript is spliced from 8 exons. Lineage: Eukaryota; Metazoa; Chordata; Actinopteri; Cyprinodontiformes; Goodeidae. The record is from RefSeq and is a predicted model, not a curated record. The coding region runs from base 90 to 1205 and encodes 371 amino acids.
CUCUUGGAUCACUUCCUUUCAAAACCAUAAGCUCGCUCAGUGCGCUCUGACAAGAGAGCUAUGUGCUGCUGUGACAGGAAAUAACCUCGAUGAUGGAAAGUUCUUCUUUUCAGCCAAAUAUGAGGAGGACGACAAUGAAGAUGGCAUCGAUGCCUGCAGCCUCUGUGUUUUUGCUCUGCUGCUUCGCCGUCACCUCCGUUGCCUCCCAAGUUUGUGACCAGUAUGCUGCAAUGGGCCGAAACUUCAAAGUUCCUCUGGGAUACAAACUGAAACCUACUGAUACUCUGAAGUGGAAGUUUGAAGACGUAACAAUAUUUCAUCAAAAACAAGCAAAUGUACUUAUGGCAAAAAGUAAUGUUAAUGCAGAUGGAUCCCUCGAACUGACAAAUCUGAAGAAGGACCAAGCAGGAGUUUACAUCCCUGAGGUUUAUGAUCAAAGUGGAAAAUCACGGACCAUGAAGAGCACAAAUUUAUGUGUACUGGAUCCUGUGAAGAAGCCUAAAGUAGAUGCAACAUGUAAGAAUCCAAAUGAUGUGGAGUUUAAAUGCAUUCCUGAUAAGGUUUCUGACAAGCAACCUGGCAAUGUGGAGUACGAAUGGCUUCAGAAUGAAAAGGUGGUGAAGGAAAAAAAGUAUGUUUUUAACAUGAAAGCUGCAGACACUAAAGCCGACAAAUUUGUUUGCAAAGUUUCCAACAAAGCCAGUAGUGAAACCAGCGAGUCGGUCACUCAUAAUUGUGCUAAAAUAGGGCUGUUUGGAAUAAGUAUCUGGGUGUUUGUAGGUGGCGGAGCAGGUAUUGUUAUAUUGCUGAUUAUCAUCGUCAUUGUUUGCUUUGUCCAAAGUAAACGAAAAAGGAAGCUGCGUCUGAAGGAUGAGGAGGAGUUUCGUUUGGACUGGACCACUACACAGCAGCAAAAUCACCAUCACCAUCUUCCUCCUCUUCCUGAUCAUCCUCCUCCUCAUCAUCACCAUCGUCACCAACAGCAGCAGCAACAGCAGCAGGCACCAGGCAACACCGGCCCUCGACAAAGCCGCUCUAAGCAGAACCGACAACCUCGACCUAGAGCCCCUGAACCCAACGGGCAACCUGAGCCCAGUCCACGGCGAGCCGUACAGGAGCAAAAACCUGCCAAUGACGCUGAUGACGAGAAGCCUCCUCCUCUUCCUCAGCCCAGGAAGAAAGUUCCCAAAGGACAAAUAGAUUAAAAGUAAUCUGGGUUUAGAGAAUUUAAGGAGACAUUUUAUUUUUCAGACACAGACCGUUUUUCCUGGUUUCCUGGUUUCCAUGAACAAACUACAACAUUCCUAAUCUUUGAAAAAUUUUAAAGCUGAACUCAAACAGGAAUUUUUCAAAUUCUUUCUGACUUAUAUUAAAAUGCAGAGAAUUUAUUAGGCAUAGGCCAGUUAUGGGUAUCAAGGUAUAACAAAGUUAACAAACUGUAUGGUUUUAAAACCACUAAACAUUGCAUUGUUCCUGCUGUUUGAGGUCCUCUGAACGAGAAUGUUUCAAAGUUGCUGGAAUGUUCUCCAGCUGUGUUGAGUAACCAUGCUACCCCUCCCCCACAUGUUGCUGGGCGCUACCUCUCAGUGGGCUAUAUGAAGGUUAGCUAUGGCAUUUUCUUAUGUUUUCAAUCAAGGCAGUAAGUAACGUUUAAAUAAAUAAACUAAAAACAAUGGCCACCCAUCAAUCUUCUAAAGGUUAACUUAGUUAAGGAGUAGAUGGCAGGCUGACUACCUUAGCAUGAUUAUUUAACCAGCAAAUAUCACCUUUUUCUUCUUUUGCUACUCUAUAUAAACAAAAAUGGCAAAACAGCAUAAUAUUCUGUACAAUAAGCACAAGAAAACUACUGUUGCUAAAUCUAGGAGUUUAUUUUAUAUUUUCCUUCAUUUUAUUGUUAUUUCACCUUCGUUUGAACAGAAAACACUCAUCAAGAAUAAAGAAAUCACUUUUACAAGAGGGUCCUUACCAAGAAAGCAGCACAUAAAACAUCAUCACAUCAAUUAAAGUCAGAACAUAUUAUAAACGGUUCUACCACAAGAUAUUGCUAUUUCCAAGUCUUUUAAAAACUAUUUAAAAGUAUAUAGAUCGAUCAGAUGCUGGAGACCCAAGAAGUGAUUCCCAGCAAAUGGAGCCACAUUUCUAAAUCAGGAUAUACCAGUAGUUUAGUCUUCUGGUGGACAGAGGAGACCAGCCCACCUUCUCACAUAGAAAGUGGUGAGUAAGAAUUUUGAGACUUGUUAUAAAUCUAAGCACCCUGAUAGACUGUCACCACAAAUCCUUACAGAUGUAAAAGUAACGUAAAUUCGCCUUUUCUUGGUUUUUAAAAGAGAAAUGGGGCCGAUUUUGAGAGUAAAAGACUAGUUUUAAUUUUAAUUUAUUUAAUACUUGUUGGCUGUGUGGUUUAAGUCUUCAUUAGGAAUACCAAGACAUUUGUACUGAGAGACAAUCUCAAUCUCUGAACCUGUCUGCAAAUUAUUAAAUUCAGUCUUGAAUUUGAAAAUAACAUGAGGUUGAAUUUGUCUGGAUUAAAAACAAGGUUUACGUCACAGAGUGAAUUUUCCUUUAUUAUCAUCGUCACAAAUACAAAGAAAUUGAGAAUAAAGCUAUCUGGUCAGUGCAUGAGCAAUAAAUAAUUUAUGUAAAAUAGAAAAAUAAAAACAGUUUGUUAAAAACAUAAAAUUGCAGGAAUUUUGAGGUUUACUGAGUACCGCUGGUUGUGUGCUGCCAGGACAGUAAAUUACUGUAUCAUCUGCAUAGAGGUGAACAUUUGAAGCAAGAUCUUUAACGUAAAUGAUGAAAAGCAUUAGUCCAAAGACUGACCCUUGCACAACACCUUUUAAAAUUUUAAUCAGCUUAGAUAUUAAAGCAUCUGCCUGUACAUAUUGAGGCCUGUUGGAAGGAUAGUUCUGAAACCAAGAAAUAAGAGUGUUGCCUAACCCCUUCAGAGAGGCUUUGUAUCUGUCAAUUAAGUCUAUGUGUCAAACUAAAAUAAGAGUAAUGAAUGACAUAAGUAACAUUAUUAAAACUUAAUAUGUUAGAUCACAGCAUUGGGAAUAAUUUUUGCUUUUUGGUUCUAUUUAAAACUGAAUUUAUCAUGUUAUAUAUAUUUUUUUGUUUUAAAUGUUUGUUUUUAAACCAUGAGAAUCUCAUGCUGGACUAUGUCUAGUAUAAAUGUCUUGCUUUUUUAUUUUCUAGGUGAACAUGAAAAGAAAACUGCUGGGAUAGAUAGAAGUAGCAAUGCGAGAUAUAUUUUGUUGACACAGUUUUCAAUUGCUGCAUCAAACUAUGUGUGAUUUUCUUUAUGUAUGUAAAUUUUUUUGUCAGAUUACUAAUAAAUUCUGUUCACUUUAAGACAAACUGGUUUCACUCCAACAGUCUAUCAUAGACCAUCUUCUGUGUUUAGUAUGCAUCCGGGUGUCAGUAGUACACCAUAACACAGGACCUAGGACAGUAGAGAUAGGGUGCCAAAAUCACUUUUGAUUUUGAUUAAAAAUCGUCAUUGAUUUGUAGAAUAAUUCUUCGGGAAAAGUUAAUUGAGUUUGACGUUUUGGAUUUUACGAUUACUUUAGAUUUGCAUUCAGAGAAACUAAACUGUUGCAUUAAAAUAACUUGUUAUGAGUUUUUGUCUCAUGUAAAUUGAUUUGAUGCCUUCAGGUAUAGUAAAAGUGUACAGUUCCAUUUAGCCAAACUGUGUAAAUUUAUCUGUUUUUCAUCUGCUUCUGUGUUACAUUUAAAAGCUGUUUUUGGUGCAGGGACGAUUGUUAUUCAAUGCAUGAAGGUGCAGUUUACUGAACUUCAGGCUUGUUUUAAUGUACGAUGGUAACAGUUUGUAUAAUGAAAAUCUACUUAUUUGUAAAGUUCUUCCCAGUUUCUCCACAUGAUGAAAUGUAUGAAAUCUGCUUUUCUUGAUGAUGCAUUUUAUUAUAUACAAAGAAAAAAGGGUCUCAUUAAGUUAAUUAUUUAUCUGUAUUGCCAUUGUUCUAUGUACUGUGUGUGCAUCAUUGUAUGCUGUACAAUGAUGCAGUACAAUUUAUUCUUAAAAUACAAAAAUAAGAAAAUGUGAUUCAACCCUUUUUCAGACAUGUGCAGCAGGGUGCAUUUUAGAUUGAGUGUGCAACCAAAUGAUGGAAGACGUGUCUGCAUCCUUCACCAUAUCCUGUGCAUUUUUGCUGAAAAUGUGUUUGUGGUUUACUGCUCUGUGCGCUCACACACAGCAUGCUGAGUGCAAGAUCGCUAUCAUGCUUUAUGGCAACAUGGAAAUGUUUUCCUGCACUUGGAGCUCAAACUUUUACCACCAUACACAUUUUCUUACUAGUCAUGCAUUCUGAUCUUCUUAAAAUGAUCAGGUAACAUGGAAAGAAUUAGUCACAUUUAGUGUGUCAGGUUUAAUGCAGCUGCACUGCACAUGUAUCUCUACACCCACACACUAGACACCAGUGAUAUUGCUUCAUUAUUUUCACACCUCUUAGUAAAAACACUCAAACAGUUUUGCCUUGAGGCCAUACUCAAAGAUCAGUGGUUAAAGGACAGUGCAAUUGUCUUCUAGAGGUUAGUGGCUUAUCUGAAACUUAAAUAUUUAUCUUCCUUCUUGAAGAUAAUUUAGAUGUUUAUUUUGUCAUUUUAUGCUUAUCCAAAGAAAGGCAAAAGUGUUUUUCAUGCUGAAGGAUGGGAGUUUUCUACAUUUUAAAGACACAUUUUGAAUAUCUAAUUGCCAUUAGAUGUGUAAAGAGUCAUCUGCAUAACAUGACACUGCCUUUAUUUUUACUUGAGAAAAGUCUCAUGGCCAAAAUCUUAGCCAGCAGAGUAGUUUUAAUUUCAAGUGUGCCCCAUUUUGCUUUAUGAAUUCAAAUAUCCAUUGUUUCAGGUUUUUUUGUUGUUGUUUGCAAGUUGUUUGCAAGUUUUAUUCAUUUAUGGAGUCUUGAUUAGCAUGGUGACUUCAUGCAACCACAGUUUUGUUCACCUCUGAGGGUUUAAUUUAACUGAGAUUUAAUUUUUUUAUUCAAUUUAAUGUCAGAAUGUAAAUAUCUAACUAUCAAUAGAUGUAUAAAAGGAACAUCAUCUGCAUAGCAUAACACUUUUAUGUUUUGAUCACUUGAGGAAAGCCUGAUGGACAAAACAUAAUUUUUUAUGCUUAUCUUUAAGAUCCUGGCAGAUGAUGGUUUUGUUCAUUUUAAUGACAAAAGCAGCGCUGGUGGUGUAUGGGUUGAGUGCGUGACCAUCUAUUUAAAAAAAAAAAGAAAAAUAAAGGCCUCUAGUGCUGAAAAAAAA